This is a messenger RNA of Sphaeramia orbicularis (orbiculate cardinalfish), 5682 nucleotides long. RefSeq names its product guanine nucleotide-binding protein subunit beta-4. NCBI's taxonomy places the organism in Eukaryota, Metazoa, Chordata, Actinopteri, Kurtiformes, Apogonidae. Gene Ontology annotation, molecular function: protein binding. The coding region runs from base 363 to 1400 and encodes 345 amino acids. The transcript is spliced from 12 exons. The record is from RefSeq and is a predicted model, not a curated record. Gene Ontology annotation, biological process: signal transduction.
ACUGCUCCUCCCAGCAGCAUCUACACCAGACUGAAACCAACAACUGAAACUACAACGCACUGUGUGACUCAUAAUUAAUACCAUUCAGGACAUAUACAGAGAAAAUCUCACUUAAACUGCUUCUCAUCUUCCCUGGAAAAAGCUGGGACCAUGGUUGUCGUGUGAAAACGGACCAGUGUGACACCGACUGGAGGGACGGACAGAGCCUAAAAGCCUGUUUCAGGUGUCAGCUGGUAAAGCGGUGUGUGAGUGUGAGAGUGUGUGAGUGCGUGUGUGUGUGUGUGUAUGCCUGUAGGCACGUGUGUUUUCCCAGCCCUGUCAGUAUUCGGAGCAGAGUGUGACCUGAACAUAUCAGAGGGACAAUGAGCGAGCUGGAACAGUUGCGGCAGGAAGCUGAGCAACUACGCAAUCAGAUCCGGGAUGCCAGGAAAGCCUGCAGUGACUCCACUCUGUCACAGAUCACAGCUGGUCUGGACUCAGUGGGCCGGAUACAGAUGCGGACGCGACGCACUCUCAGGGGCCACCUGGCCAAGAUCUAUGCAAUGCACUGGGGGAGUGACUCCAGUGACGGCAGUCCCAGGUUACUUGUCAGUGCCUCGCAAGAUGGAAAACUCAUUAUCUGGGACAGCUACACAACAAAUAAGAUGCAUGCCAUCCCCCUGCGUUCUUCCUGGGUGAUGACGUGUGCCUACGCCCCCUCUGGGAACUAUGUGGCCUGUGGAGGCCUGGACAACAUCUGCUCUAUAUACAGUCUGAAGACUCGCGAGGGCAACGUACGCGUCACCAGAGAGUUACCUGGACACACAGGUUAUUUGUCCUGCUGUCGCUUUUUGGAUGAUAACCAAAUACUGACAAGCUCCGGAGACACGACCUGUGCAUUGUGGGACAUCGAAACAGGCCAGCAGGCCACCACAUUCACUGGUCACACAGGUGAUGUCAUGAGUCUGUCUCUGAGCCCCGACUACAAGACCUUCGUGUCCGGAGCCUGUGACGCCACAUCAAAGCUGUGGGACAUCCGCGAUGGCAUGUGUAGGCAAUCCUUCACCGGCCACGUGUCCGACAUCAAUGCUGUCAGCUUCUUCCCCAAUGGGAACGCCUUUGGCACAGGCUCGGAUGAUGCCACCUGCAGGCUGUUUGACCUGCGUGCCGACCAGGAGCUGAUGAUGUACAGCCAUGACAACAUCAUCUGCGGCAUCACCUCUGUGGCUUUCUCCAAGAGCGGCCGUCUGCUCCUGGCUGGCUACGAUGACUUCAACUGCAACGUCUGGGACACUUUGAAAGGCGAACGUGCAGGUGUGUUAGCAGGUCAUGACAACAGAGUGAGCUGCUUAGGAGUGACGGAGGACGGCAUGGCUGUGGCCACCGGCUCCUGGGACAGUUUCCUCCGGAUCUGGAACUAAAACAAUCCUCUGGUUCUUCUUCUUACCUUGUCGUACUCAAUCACUGCCUGCCAACUUCCCAAACCCUGCAAUUCCCUCCCACCCGACGACGAUGAUGACGACAACGACAACAACAUCUUCAGACUCAUGCGCCGGCCUGGACCUACAGCAGGUUCACACUGUGUCAGUCCACAAAUCCCCUUCCAUUCCUCACCCCAGCUGCCAAAAAAUGCUUUUAUUUUUCACCCGGUUAUUUCACAGAAAUAAAUUAAGAGCUUUUUGGUUGAAACGGAAAUAGAAUAAAUGACGAGUCAACUGAAAAAACUGAAGGAAAAAAAUCUUCCCUCUCACCAGUUCUUGUCUAAAGGGGAGAAUAAGAGCAUCUGUUACCGUGACAACCAACAAGCACUAUGACCAUCAGUGCGUAAAAUGUAAAUGUAUAUAUAAAGACAGUAUAUAUGUAUAGCAUUAUGUGUGUAUAUAUACAUCAUAUAUGCAUAUAUAAUGUGUAUGUAUAUAUUUUUGUAAUUUCUUUCCCACCUUUACAUUUUUUUAUGAUUUUUGGAGGUUUUAUUUUUUAGUUAGUUACAUAUUCACAUUAUGCCACAUCAUUCUAGACCUGGGAGAAAUGGUAAAACUAAACUCUUAAUUUAUCCAAGACUCAGCAGCUCACGUAUUGGCAGAUUUUAAUUGACUCAUUCUGCAAGGAAACAAGACAAGAAAAAACAAACAAACUAAAACUCAACAUGUUUUUAAGGUCACAGGCAGUGAAUUUCUGUCCAUCCUGUACCUACAAGAUGUUAAUGUGAAUAAUUCCUGUAUUUUUUUUUUUUUUACACGAACCCUUGACAUUCCUCUCUUUUCUGUUGAAAACGGUUUGUUGUGAAUGUGUGAAAACCAACAGGAUUUUUUUUUUGUUUUAAACUUAGUCUGGGUCCAGCUUUAUCUCCAAAACAGAGACCAGUUGUUGCAAAUUACCGGAUGCUAUAUAUAUUAACAUCGCAUCCAGUCUGUGCAAAUCAGCGGCUGUGUGAUACGAUGAAUAAGCCCACGAUGGUCCCUGAACUGAGGUUUUCCAUCAUAAUAUCCCGUCUCCUGCCUGGUCAUGGAGUCGACUUAAAUGCACUGUUGGAGCAUCUGGAGUCGCCCGUACAAACAACCUGGAGACGAAGUUGCUCCCUGUGUGGACCAAUGGGAGAUCAGCUUUUCAUUCCAUGAGGAUUAUAAAGGACCAUAAAGGACUGGAGUGACUCUGUCUGCUCCUGCGACGACUGGAGACAAGACAGAAAGACAGAACAAGACGUCUGUCAGAGCUUACCAUGUCAUUUUUUUUCUUUGUAAAUGAAGGAUCUGCAAGUCCUUUUUGUCGAGGUGUGAACUGAGAAACUGCAUGGAACUUACAUGUUAGCCAACUCAAAAAAAAAAAAAAAAAAAAAAAAAAAAAAAUUCACACCGGUGCCACCACAAGCCUCUAAAAAAACAAACCAACAAACACAAAAAAAAAUAACAAAAAGGGUUUUUUUUUAAGAAGAGUUUAACACUUUCUUUUCCUCACCAAAAACAUGUUAUGAACUGUUAAAUAUUGCUAGUGAAGAAAGUCCACUUGGUAGACAGAUGUACACUUAUAGUUAGAGCUAGACCUGCACUCAUGGACCGUGUCCAAACGUAAACUCCUCGUCCGUCACAUGUGAUUCCUGUCCCCAUGGAGGUGGUCUCUCUGUAUUCGUCUCAUCUUUCAUCGUUUUUCCAAAAGGCUUCAUUUUUAACAAGCUAAUCUGGCUAAUGUCUGUGAGUUGGACCUAUCCAUCAGUUGUCUCAGGUGCCUGUCUCUUGACCUUUGACCCCCACACAUGGGCCAGAUCAGGGGGGGUUCAUACUCCUGUGAGAUGUGGCACUACUGUGUCUCCAUUCUGCCUUACGAAAGCAUUCAUACUAGAAGGUAAUGUCAACUACAAAACCCUUCUACUAUUCUUAUCUCCUGUUUUUACACACUGAUGAAUUCAAAGAGAUUCUGAGUUGUUUUUCUUGACCCAGUAGAAGCACAUUCUGAUACUAGUGAACACUAAGCGCAGGCCAAUAGAAACCCCACACAUCCAGCUCCAUCAAGCAAAUGAUUCUUAACCCCUUUUCUACAAAGCCUGCUUUCUACUACUGCCGCACGCUUUGUAGUAUUUAUUAAGGUUCAGACUCGAUUAAACUCUUGUGACUAUUUGAGCGGUAAAUUGCUUCUACCUGUUUUGCAUUAGAGAAUCCACCUGGAGAGAAUGUUCAAAACCGUAGUUUGUAGAAGGACUGGGUGAUAAAAUACUAUGACGAUAGAGGACUUAAAUGAAAACCAAAAAUAACCUAUAAGAAAAUAUGAAAGUGGUGUAAAAGGCACCACCAUAUGAAGACAUCUGUAGUCUCUGGUUGGACAAAAUGAAAACAAUCUGAUAUUUUACUCAACAUGAUGAAUACAUUGAAACAUUUUGUGUAAUAUCUGAACAAAACAAACUUCUGGACAAAAGAAAGUUUGUGAGAGUUUGACAGUAAAUCGAAUUAUCACAGCAUUGUGGUACUGAUGCAGAAGGUUUUGUCACCCAGCCCUGAUUUUCAGCCUGAGAACAUGUGUGAGGUGUGUAGAAUGUGAUACUGUGUGUUCCACAUAUCAGUGUUGAGGUGUGUGUAUGUAUGUGGCGGCCGUGAGACUCGUAUGUGGGUCACACACAGACCCAAGUGUUACUUCCUCAUUUGUGCCAACUUUCUCCACAGACCCUGAGCUGUGAACUGUAAACCGUGUCCACUGGACCAGUCUUUGCCAGCCUUUGUUGAACCCAGUCCCGUCAGUGUCCGACACAAUGUGAUCAAACACCUGAAUGUGUCUCUGUCAGAGCUGCAUACACACUUUACUUUCAUUGAGUAUUUUCCAUAUUAACCAAACAGGUGUUUUCUGUAUAAAAUGUCUCUUUAGUUUGUUCUGUCGUGGGCGAGAGUAGAGACAGAUUGAAGACCAUCAGGAGAGUCCAGAUUUAUCUCUAAUACAGAAUCAGUCAUCAGUUUAGUGGACUCUGGUUUCAGAUCAGUGGAUAUGUCAACACUCAGCUGCUGAUAACCAUUAUUGAGGAAUCUAUUAGAUGUUUUUUUUUUUUAUAACAUGUGGAUCACAGGGUCGACACAUGAAGCCAGAUUAAUGUCAAAGGAUUGUGUUGUUUACGUUAAGAAUGCACUGAUGUAUACAAAUCUGGCCAAUAGCAGGAUCUGUUAUGUAGUUUGCGUUGGGGGGUCGAAUCGAUCAUGAUGAAAUAAGUGAACUUGACAGUCUUUCAGGCCUCAGCAUAAAUUCAAAUGUUGUCUCAUACUCAGACAAAACUGAGUAAGAACGACGCUCAGCAUGUAUAUGGGUCCAUCCAUAUGUUUUAUCGGUUCCAGCUUUUCCAGUUUCCACCCUAAUCAUCCAAAAUAAUGUGAAGUUAUUCAGGUUGGCAAGUCAUUCCAACAUUGCAAAAAAGUUUGACAAAUGUGACUGGAAGUGUAAGACAAAGUUCACUUGAAAUGGAUGUUUUUUUGAAUGUCAUUAACGUACUGAAAUAGAAAUUUUUAAAUUAUGAACAAAAAAAAGUUCAUAUAAUGAACAACUGAUGUUGAAAAUCAAUCUGGAAACCGUUUACGUUCUUGAACAAAAUCAUUCAGGCCAUUUAAGGGACCGUGUAUUACGAUGAACGUCUAUAGAAAAUCACAGGUGCAACAGGAAUUCUUUUCUAAAUUUUUGAAAAUGUAAAACUUGGGGAGAGGAGAGAACACCAAACCACCCCCCAGCCCCAGAACCCUGGAUUUAACAUUGGAUCUCCAUUUCUAAAAGGUUAACAUAUAGAUCAAAGAUACAGAAACCAGAAAACCUUCUCAUUUCCCUGAGGAGUCUUUGUAUUUUAUUUAGAAAUUAAAAAUGAUAUAAACUGAUUGAUUAUCCAAAUAGUUGCAGAUUAAUGUAUCAGUUGACGUCUAAUUGACCGAUGGAUGAAGUGUUGCAGCUGUAGUUCUGUGUCUGACAGAGCGUAUGCAACUCAAAAAAAAAAAAAGAGACAAAAAUAAUGGACUGACACUCUGAACUUUACCCACAGACUGUGUUUUUUUCCCGCUUUCAUUCAGUCACAUGCUGCAUGAAACUGACAACAGAAAACCCACCACAGCCUUUAACAUAACAGCUGAAAAAAAGAAGGGGGGGGUGGUCUGUAUGUGGACCCCCUGUGGACCUGAGCAGUAUUAGCAUCUAGAACCUGAACUCAAACACUUGGACCUGUGCCUGUGGACUUGGACUCACUCAUCC